This is a messenger RNA of Danio aesculapii, 2262 nucleotides long. It is a transcript of the gene prima1, whose product is annotated as proline rich membrane anchor 1. Lineage: Eukaryota; Metazoa; Chordata; Actinopteri; Cypriniformes; Danionidae. Bases 651 to 1130 code for a protein of 159 amino acids. The record is from RefSeq and is a predicted model, not a curated record. The transcript is spliced from 4 exons.
CACGCUCACUGUCUGCCGUCGUGACCCAACCAAACAUAACCCUAAGAGUCCUCGUUAAAUGCAUAUUUUCAGCUCAAUCCGGAAGCGAUCGAAAACGUGUGAUUUCCUCGCUAAUGUAAAUGGCUAGCACAUUAAUAACAGUGCAUUAUUAUUGCGCGCGUCUCUCACUGGACGCCUUCACGUCAUGUGCUGCUGUAGAAGUACUGAAGAGGUGAAUCCCCAGCAGUCUACAGUUUUUGGAACCUACUUGAGCACCGCGUGUUCUCCGUGGCGAUUUGAGUUGCAGUUACUUCAUCUCAUCAUGUCUGGCAAGAAAUGAAUCCUGAUUCAGCGCUCGACUCGCACAGAAUCGCGCGCGGAGAGAACUUUGCUUUGCAACUCUUCUGUGGAUUGGGCACGCGCCACGGCAGCGCGCGGAGGAUCAACAACUUUCCUCAGAAACAGCGCUAGCGUCCUUCCUGUGUCCUCUCAAAUCCGUCCAUGUCACCAAGUAUUGUCGCUCUAGUUGGACGAGAAUGUUUCAGAGACCAUUUCUGCUCAAACUCGUGGAAAACAUCGUUGGUAAGCCUUGAGAAGCGGAUAUUAAAUGACUUUUGAUGCGCCUCAGACUCGCGUCCUCGCCAGGUGGACUGUGAAGAGACAGAAGAGGAAUGUUUAUCCGAAAAUUAUUGCCGCUGAAUUUGGGUUUUUUGACAUUUUUGUUUAGUCACUGUUUUCUCUCAUUGUUUCUGCCGUUAUUGCAGUUUGCAAAAGGGGAGCUCCAGAAAUCAUGCUCCCGAACCACAGUGGCACCGCUGGAAGGGAGCUGCCAGCUGCCAUGCCAGUGUAGGCCAUACCCACCGUUACCACCUCCACCCCCUCCUCCACCACCCCCGAGGCUCUUGGCUCCAACUGUGGCUCCCUCCACUGUAUCCCCCAUGACACCAUGGAGGAGAGAAAUGGAAAUCUUAGUACUGGGAACUGUAAUCUGUGCAUCUGUGGUCUUCCUCCUCCUGACUGCCAUCAUAUGCUACAAGGCCAUCAAGAGGAAACCCCUUCGAAAAGAAGAGAACGGCACAAGCCGAGGGGAGUACGCCAUGAGCUCACGCUGUAAACAGCAGGUAGUGGAAACCAACAACACUGGAGUAUAGAGGCCAACAUGCAGCAAGUCAAGCUACCCUACAGCACCACUGGCUCUCUGUUUGGGUUCACGAGAUGGACGCAAGGUAUAUACGAAUUUAGAAACUGUAAACUGCACGGCUGCCCUUCUUGGGACAUAAAAUGGUGUUUAGAGAAAAGAAUCAAAGCAAAUAAGUGACGUGUAUAGGCAAGUAUAUGUAGGAUUUGAGGAGACGACACUUAGCGAUGCAGGCAGCUGCACGAGUUUCACAAGACUCAACCUGGUGGCCCUCAGGGGUCCCUCUGAGUAUAAUAUACAACACCAACAACAAAAUAGACGCAUGCACUUUCUGUUGAAUGCAAUGAUGUUUUGAAAUUCCCGUCUUCUCUUGUCUUUAACUCGGUCUCUGAUGUGUCCCUCAUUAAACAUUAAAGGUUCUGUCACCUCAUGUAGAUUGUGUGAGUGUUAAAUAACCGCAUUGGCCCCAUUUGCUUUGAUACAGAUUCCAAGUGAAUUGGUCGAUUCUUCAUUUUGUGUACCAAAUAUACAGUAGAGAACAAGAAGUGUUUUCCUGAAAGGCACCCAUAGAUUUCUUGCAGUUUGUGUUACUAUGCAAUUGGAAAGGUUUGAGUUCUUGAGGUGCAUGCUGAUUAUACAAAAACACAAUGCUAGCAUUUGCUUUGCUAAUAUUUAGAUGUAGUUCCCAAUAGUUCCUUCAAUUGAUAUGUGUAGAUUUUAAAGAUGCUAAAUGUGGAUUAUGGGGAAAGAGCUCCAUUUAUAAAUACAUAAAGAAAGAACAAUGGAUAAUGGAUGAGUUUUAAGAAAAGGUUCAUUUUAAAGUGAUUAGAAUUAUGUUGUUAUAGCUUCUUUUAAAUUGUCUAUCUGUAUUAUUUUGUUUAAAAUAAAUCAACAAAAAAUGAAUCAGUUUUGUCAUCACAAUUUGAGAUAGUUGACACUUUCAAGUGCAGUUCAAGGGUUAAAGAACAAAAUGAAAAUCAGUGUCUUUCUCAUUUUAAUCCACAUUUAACACUUUAUCUUUGAAAAACGGAUUAAGAUCAUUUAAAUGAAACCUAAGAGGUUUCUGUCCCCCCACUGAACGUCUUCUUAACCACACCUGAAAAGAUCCAAAAAGCAAUAACUAAGUUUUUUUGAUAAUACAGUGU